Molecule: messenger RNA, 2694 nt
Organism: Lactuca virosa
Lineage: Eukaryota; Viridiplantae; Streptophyta; Magnoliopsida; Asterales; Asteraceae
Source: the annotation of a GenBank genome assembly
AUGAAUCCUUCACUCUUUCCAUCCAAUUCCUUCAUCGCCAUCUUCAUCCUAACCUUCAUCCUCAUUCCAACAGUCAUUUCCUCAACUCAAACAAUCUCCUAUUCCGAUCACUGUAAUUCCUUUGCUCCCGAAGCCAUUCCGACCACCAACAUAUUCACCCGAUACCCGUUUCUCGAACCCGUAACCAGUCAUUACACCGGUGGUCAAAACAUUCUUGGCCCUGAUUCCCCCUCACAAAGAUCCAUCCUUUUUACACCCACAAACAACCUCUUUAGAACUCAAACCUUCGACACAUACAAAAUCCAAGCCCAACUAAGAUUCAUGUCGUCAAAUAUAUACGUUUUCCAAUCUAAUUAUUCACGAUUUUAUCGUCCAUUGGUGUUUAACUUAGAUGGGUUUUGGUCAGUUUCCACUAACAAGCUUUGUAUGGUGGGAUCCGCUCAUUGGUUUUCCAAAAAGGGUAAACCUCUUAAACUUGAUGCUGUUCUUAAACUUAAUUUCGCCAGGUUUAUAAAUUUGAAUAAUAGUUUAGUCAGUGGAAUCUUGGAGAGUUUGGCUUCCGUUCAAGAUUCUGAUUACUUCGAGCCGAUUUCGAUGAUCGGGUUCCCUCGUGUAGCUCAGUUCAAAUACAACUACUCGUUGGUUUCUAACGAAGAGUGUAAUGGGCAAAACGGUAAUUUCACUCAAGAACAUUCGGUAGCUAGUAUGCAAUCUUUAGACUUAUGUUCGAUUUUUACAAAUCAAUUCAAGACUUACAAGUUGGAGAAUCAAGAUACUGGGCACCCACUUUCCUUUCCAUUUUCGCCUUCUUUUUUAUCGUUAUAUGCGAUUCAAUGUUCACCACAUGAAAAAAAGUUACGUUUUUUAGUGGAAUUUCAAGAUAGAAGGAAUAGUCGUUAUGAUCAAUCUUUUAAUCCAAAUAUAACGUUAAUUGGAGAUGGAACAUGGAAUGGAACAAACAACGAGCUUUGCAUACUAGCUUGCCAUAUCUUGAAUCAAACUGAUCCUUUAGGAAGUGCUCAUGUCGGAGAUUGUUCAGUCAGGCUGACCUUAUAUUUCCCUGAAGUUCGGUCAAUCAUGAACACACAUACCACCGAAGGUCAAAUUUGGUCAACCAAGAAAGCGGAUGAUGUCGGGUACUUUGAACCAAUCAAGUUUCAAAGCUUUGAUCAUAGUUUCGAUCAUUAUGGAUCGAAGUAUGAGUUUACAAAAUUGGAGAAAUUAAGACGGAUUUGUCCUGGAAGAAAGAUUCCUAAUUGGGGAUCGAUUGCAUACCCAUCAGGGUAUAAUUGGGAUAUGACUUUCGACAUGUCUGUGAAGCACGGAAACAUGGUUUCCACCGGCUCUGCAGUUCCGAUAUUUGUCGGAAAUCAGUUUUACAACUCACAUACGGUGGUGUCUUCAAAUUCUAAUCCAUUCCAGGCGGCAUCACCCUCAGCCGCCACCAGUUACACCGGUCCGAUGAACAUUAGCUACGAGAUUACAUUCCGUCCGUUUGUUAAUUCAUCGGAAUUGCAAAGCGGGAUUCCGUUGUUAUCCUCUACCAACAAUGGUAAAGUCGAGAUUUCAGCGGAAGGGUUUUACGAUAGUCAAACGGGGAGACUUUGUAUGAUUGGUUGUAGGAAUCUAAAUUCAUCUAGCAAGGAAUCAAGAAAUGAAUCUUUCGAUUGUGAGAUUAUGGUGCGAUUCCGAUUCCCACGUAUCGAACGGAAUAACGGAAGCUUUUUGAUUAAAGGAAGUAUACAAAGUUUACGUGAAAGAUCAGAUGCAUUGUACUUUGAUCCUUUACGUAUCGUUUCUCUCACUUACACUGAAACUGAAGCGAAAGAAUCGAUAUGGAGAAUGGAUUUGGAAAUCAUCAUGGACUUGAUUUCAGUGACACUUUCGUGUUUAUUUAUCGUGCUACAACUCUUUCAUGUCAAAAAGAAUCCAGAAUUGAUUCCAUUGAUUUCGAUUUUGAUGAUGGUGAUUCUUACACUUGGGUACAUGGUUCCUUUAGUGUUGAAUUUCGAGGCAAUGUUUUCAAACACUCGUUACCCUCAAAACAUUCCACUCGGGGGUAGUGGUGGAUUGCUUGAAGUGAAUGAAGUGAUUGUGAGGAUAGUGACAAUGGUAGCUUUCAUUUUGCAAUUCCGUCUCCUCCAAUUGACAUGGAAUUCAAAACCUGGGAAUGACGAACAGAAAAAUUGGAAUCAUGAGAUACGGAGUAUUGUAAUCUGUUUACCGAUUUAUAUAAUUGGUGGAUUGAUCAUGUUGCUAGCGAAGUGGAUUGACAAUGAUUACAUUAUCUCAAGUAAUCGAUCAAUCUGGGGUGAUUUGAGGUCUUAUGCUGGGUUAACACUAGAUGGAUUCUUGUUUCCACAAAUCGUACUUAACAUUUUUCAGAUUUCAAAAGGGAAUGCUUUGUCUUAUUUGUUUUACAUAGGGAACACUUUUGUUCGAUUACUACCUCAUGCGUAUGAUCUUUAUAGGGGACAAAAGAACAUCAGUCGCCAGUUUGAUCGGUUCUAUUUAUAUGCAAAUCCAAGAGCAGAUUUCUACUCAACUUCUUGGGAUGUGUCCAUUGCUUGUGGAGGUUUUGUGUUUGCAGUUAUCGCAUUCUUGCAGCAACGUUUUGGUGGUCGAUUUAUGCUUCCAAAGAGAUUCCAGGAGUCUGUUGAGUAUGAAAUGGUGUCUGUAGUAAACAAUGAGUAA